UUUCUUUCUACGUCGUCCCUUUUCUGUUGAGCGCUUUUACGGAUCGUCGAAGGUUCUCUUUUUUUCAGACGAAAAUACCCAAUUCCUUUCAUUUUCUUCUUUUACCGACGAAUCUCCACAAAUUAUAGAACGUUAGUGUCUUUGAUUUUGGAGAAUGGCGACGGCAGCGGCGACGACGGUUAGCUCCGCUGGAGGGUUACUAGCGAUGCUUAAUGAGAGCCAUCCCCAGUUGAAGUUCCAUGCUCUCACUAAUCUUAUUAGCUUCGUUGAUCAAUUUUGGCCAGAGAUCUCUACAAGUGUUCCUAUUAUAGAGAGCUUAUAUGAAGAUGAAGAAUUUGGUCAGCAUCAGAGACAACUUGCUGCUUUGCUUGUCUCAAAGGUCUUUUAUUAUUUGGGGGAGCUCAAUGAUUCGUUGUCUUAUGCUCUUGGAGCGGGCCCCCUUUUCGAUAUUUCUGAGGAAUCUGAUUAUGUUCAUACUCUCCUUGCCAAGGCAAUAGAUGAGUACACUAGUGUUCGGUCAAAGGCAGCAGAGUCUAGUGAUAAAGCAGCAGAGAUUGACCAUAGGUUGGAGGCGAUUGUGGAGAGAAUGCUCGACAAUUGUAUUGUUGAUGGAAAAUACCAACAAGCGAUGGGAAUUGCAAUCGAGUGCCGAAGACUUGAUAAACUUGAGGAAGCAAUAACGAGGAGCGAUAAUGUUCAUGCAACUUUAGCAUAUUCUACUCACGUCUCUCAUUCAUUUAUAUAUCGCCGAGAAUAUCGCCGAGAAGUGCUUCAGCUUCUUGUUAAAUUGUACCAAAAACUGCCUUCACCUGAUUAUUUGAGCACUUCUCAGUGUCUCAUGUUCUUGGAUGAACCUGAAGGUGUUGCAAAAAUAUUGGAGAAACUUCUCCAUUCUGAACAUAAAGAGGAUGCUCUUUUGGCUUUUCAAGUUGCAUUUGAUCUUGUGGAGAAUGAGCAUCAGGCAUUUCUCUUAAAUGUAAGAGAUCGGCUUCCUGCUCCCAAAUCUCAGCCUUCUGAAUCAGUACAGCCAGAAUCCAGCGACCCUGCUCCUGUUCAAAAUGAAAAUUCUAAUGCUCCAGAGGAUGUUCAGAUGAUAGAUGGUUCUUCUGCUUCACCAACAGAUGUGCCUGCGGUUGAUCCUAAAGAAGUUAUGUAUGCUGAGAGGCUGAAAAAAAUAAAAGGAAUUUUGUCUGGAGAGAUGUCAAUACAGUUGACCCUACAGUUCUUGUACAGUCAUAACAAAUCGGAUCUAUUAAUUUUGAAGGCUAUAAAGCAGUCUGUUGAAAUGAGAAAUAGUGUUUGCCACAGUGCUACAAUCUAUGCAAAUGCUAUAAUGCAUGCUGGAACAACAGUUGAUACGUUCCUGAGGGACAAUCUGGAUUGGCUGAGUAGAGCCACAAAUUGGGCCAAAUUCAGUGCAACAGCUGGGCUUGGUGUUAUCCACAGAGGACAUCUGCAGCAGGGGAGGUCUUUGAUGGCUCCAUACCUUCCCCAAGGUGGUGGUGGUGGUGGGAGUCCAUACUCUGAAGGUGGUGCACUGUAUGCGUUGGGUCUCAUUCAUGCCAACCAUGGUGAAGGCAUUAAGCAAUUCCUUCGAGACAGCCUACGCAACACUAAUGUUGAGGUUAUCCAACAUGGGGCAUGCUUAGGUCUUGGUUUGGCAGCGCUAGGAACUGCUGAUGAAGAAAUCUAUGAUGAGGUCAAAACUGUGCUUUAUACUGACAGUGCUGUUGCCGGUGAAGCUGCUGGCAUCAGUAUGGGAUUGCUUAUGGUUGGAACUGCAAGUGAGAAGGCAAGCGAGAUGCUUGCUUACGCACAUGAGACACAGCAUGAGAAAAUUAUCAGGGGUUUAGCUUUAGGGAUAGCUCUUACAGUUUAUGGAAGUGAAGAGGAAGCAGAUACAUUAAUUGAGCAGAUGACUCGGCAUCAAGAUCCUAUACUACGCUAUGGUGGCAUGUAUGCAUUAGCAUUGGCCUAUAGGGGGACUGCAAACAACAAGGCUAUUCGUCAGCUCCUGCACUUUGCUGUAUCGGAUGUGAGUGAUGAUGUUAGAAGAACUGCUGUUUUAGCGCUGGGGUUUGUUCUAUAUUCAGAGCCAUCACAGACUCCUCGAAUUGUCUCUUUACUGUCUGAGUCUUACAACCCACAUGUUCGAUAUGGUGCGGCACUUGCAGUGGGCAUUUCAUGUGCUGGCACAGGAUUGAGUGAAGCCGUAUCAUUGCUAGAACCCUUAAUAUCGGAUGCUGUUGAUUUUGUUCGUCAAGGUGCCCUCAUUGCGAUGGCUAUGGUCAUGGUCCAGAUCAAUGAAGCCUGUGAUUCACGUGUUGGAACAUUCAGGCGACAAUUGGAGAAGAUAAUACGUGAUAAGCAUGAGGAUACAAUGAGCAAGAUGGGAGCAAUCUUGGCCUCUGGGAUCCUUGAUGCUGGUGGGAGGAAUGUGACCAUAAAAUUGCUUUCUAAGACAAAGCACGACAAAGUCACUGCCAUUGUCGGUCUUGCGGUUUUUAGCCAAUUUUGGUACUGGUAUCCCCUAAUCUAUUUUGUGAGUUUAUCGUUCUCACCCACAGCUUUUAUCGGACUGAACUACGACCUGAAGGUUCCGAAAUUUGAGUUAUUAUCCCAUGCAAAACCUUUGCUUUUUGAGUAUCCAAAGCCAACUACUGCACCCACCACUACGUCAGCUGUUAAACUCCCAACUGCUGUCCUGUCAACUUCAGCAAAGGCUAAAGCUAGGGCUAAGAAAGAGGCAGAACAAAAGGCUAAUGCUGAGAGAUCAUCUGCUGCUCCGAAUACUGGAAAAGGCAAAUCAUCUAGUGAGAAGGAUGGGGAAGCUAUGCAGGUUGAUAGCCUUCCAGAGAAGAAAGUAGAACCUGAGCCGGAGCCGGAACCGACAUUUGAGAUUUUGACCAAUCCAGCCAGAGUAGUUCCUGCUCAGGAGAAGUUCAUCGAGUUUUUAGAAGACAGCCGAUAUGUGCCUAUGAAGCCGGCACCAUCUGGGUUUGUUCUCCUUAAAGACCUGUGUCCUAACGAACCAGAGGUGCUCUCUCUAACAGAUGCACCUGCAUCGGCGGCAUCCCCAGCUGCAGGUCGAUCAUCGGCUAUGGCGCUUAAUGACGAGCCUCAGGUCCCGCAGCCUUUUGAGUACACAUCCUGAUUUUUCCAGGUUACAGAACUGAACAGGGCCAAUGAUAAUUCCAGAAUCGUGCAGUGCUUCACAUUACAACUUUGCAACAAUUCUGGAAACUUAUGGUAGUUUAGUUCAUGGCGUGUUAUAUAUCUAUUGAUUGAUUGAUUUUCUUAUUUAUAUAAAUAUUUCUUUAUUUUCAAGUGUUCUAUUGAUC
This is a messenger RNA of Hibiscus syriacus, 3341 nucleotides long. Its product is annotated as 26S proteasome non-ATPase regulatory subunit 1 homolog A-like. The record is from RefSeq and is a predicted model, not a curated record. Bases 155 to 3154 code for a protein of 999 amino acids. Lineage: Eukaryota; Viridiplantae; Streptophyta; Magnoliopsida; Malvales; Malvaceae. Gene Ontology annotation, cellular component: proteasome storage granule; proteasome complex; proteasome regulatory particle, base subcomplex. Gene Ontology annotation, molecular function: enzyme regulator activity. The transcript is spliced from 13 exons. Gene Ontology annotation, biological process: proteasome-mediated ubiquitin-dependent protein catabolic process; regulation of protein catabolic process.